Drosophila novamexicana is the source of this 1801-nucleotide messenger RNA. Its product is annotated as mitochondrial sodium/calcium exchanger protein-like. NCBI's taxonomy places the organism in Eukaryota, Metazoa, Arthropoda, Insecta, Diptera, Drosophilidae. The coding region runs from base 50 to 1795 and encodes 581 amino acids. Gene Ontology annotation, biological process: transmembrane transport; monoatomic cation transport; intracellular calcium ion homeostasis. Gene Ontology annotation, molecular function: calcium:sodium antiporter activity. Gene Ontology annotation, cellular component: membrane. The transcript is spliced from 7 exons. The record is from RefSeq and is a predicted model, not a curated record.
AGCACAAGGAAUUUGUAUUUGUAAUAAUUCAAUUUAUAUUUUAUAUGACAUGAAUAUUGAGCUCUUUGAGUACUUUAACACGACAAAUCAAACGUCGCCCCACUGUGAGGCGCACCUGAAUUUCGCCAAGCCGGUCGCGCAGCAACGAUGUGAAAGGCUGACAUUGUUGGACAAAAGUCGACGCUGCGACUAUGCCAGGAAUAGUGAUGCGUGCCAGGCCCGUGUGUUUAUGUUGAACUACAACUCGUUGUUCUACUGUGGCUGCGAUGACAACGAUCUAUUUCGAUUCAUGUGCAUCGUGUUGCUGCUCCUUGUCAGCUUCUUGCUCUUCUGGGUCAUAUGCUUUACCACGAAAAACUUCUUUGUGCCUGCUUUAAUGGACAUAUCGAAAAGUCUGAACAUUAAUGAAUAUUUCGCGGGACUAACCGUACUGACACUAGGCAAUAAUGCUCCAGAUAUUUUCGGUGGCAUUGUUACAAUACACUCGGACUCGCGUCACGUCUAUUCGGAUGCCAUGUCGGUGAAUCUAUUUGUGAGCGUAUUCACAUCAUCCAUUAUCAUAUGGAUAAAGCCAUUUGCCAUCGAUGGCACCUUCUUUCUUCGAGACGUGGGCUUCGUAUUGCUCUACGUAAGCUAUGUGGACUUUACAAUAAAGAUUUGCAAUGGUUACAUAACAGUUGCCUGGGCUGUUUCGAUGGCUCUCAUAUGUCCCAUUUAUGUUGUGGUUGUCGUUUGUGAUGAGUACCUUCAGUAUCGCAGGGAUAAGGAAUUGCGGGAGAAGACAAAACAAAUGUCAGAGUUGGAGGGCAGUCUUACCAACCACUCCUUAUCCUUCCCAACAAGCUCCCCAACCAGUCUUCUGGACAUAAGGCGACGCACGAAUGCGCCCAAUAGGCACAUACUUAAGCAAUUCUUUCAGGUCUUUGACACUCUGGACAGAAAGGGCUUCAGGAGCCAGUGGACCAUCUGCAAGAUGUGGGCGUUGAUUAAGGUCCCGCCACUGAUCCUCUUGCGCCUAUAUAUACCGCAAACGUAUUUCCAAGAUUGCGAGUAUACAUGGUCCAAGCUGCUUUGCUGCAUUCAGAUUUUCCUUACGCCCACAACCAUUAUUGUAUUGUUUGUUCAUAUCUAUUUAAAGCUGCAAAAAUGGACUCUACCCGCUGUUGGAAUCUGUUGUUGCAUAACCAUACCACUCUCGAUCGUAGCCUUUCGGCACUCGCGCACGGACACGGUGCCCCGCUGGUACACAUACAUGGCCAUAUUGAACGUGAUAGGCAGCAUUUUUAUCCUCUACGCGGCGACCAAAGAACUGGUUGCCGUGGUCGAAACUGUGGGCAUUACACUCAACCGCAGUCACACAUUCAUCGGCUGCACCCUCUUCACUUGGGGCUGUACCCUAUCUGAUUUUAUGUCAAAUUUGGGCAUGGCCCGCAAGGGAUUUCCCCGCAUGGCCUUCUCCGCUUGUUUUGGGUAUAUCAUAUUCGCCACCUUUGGGGGCGUUUGCUUGCCAGUUUUGUACAAUGUUAUAGCCACGCCACCAGGUGAGUUUCAAAUCACCGAGGGUACCGUUGGCGAAUCGGCCUCUAUUAUGCUGAUCAUAGGGCUCGUUAUGAUCAUUUUGUAUGGCGUUACCACUAAUUUUAUGUUACGUCGAUCCGGCGCACUGCUGGGCAUAACCAUCUAUGGGAUAUUUCUAAUAUUUGUUGUUUCCAGUGAGUUCGAGGUAACUCAUGCUUUCGGCACAGAUCACAGCCUGGAUCGCAGCCAGUUCGAUGAGAGUUAUAUACGAGAAUGAGGCAUA